AUGAAUUCUUUCCAAAACGAAGACCACGCGUCCUUUGGAAACCCAGAUUCUCAUCCUUUUCACGCGGAUGCUCCUACGUCUGCAUUCGCGUGUCCUACUCAGCUUUCGACGAUAGAAGAUUUACUUGAAAGUCGGCGUGCUUCUCAAAAACGUUAUGAAGAGUUUCUGACUUCUUUAUUUGAAAAAUAUGGACGCGACACUUCUGACAUAGCUGACGAAAUUGACCUUUCCACUGGAAAAAUUGUUGUAAAUAGAGGCCAUUUACUUGGAUUAAAAAACAAGAAUGACGUCUGGACGGUAGAAGACGAAACUAAUAAUGCACAGGAAGAUACAUCUGCAGCUUUUGCCUUACCCUCCAGCAAGCUGACGAAGGGCGAGAAUCAAACACCAGUUGAAAAUGAAAAAACAAAGCAAUGUAAUUUUGAUAUAGCUGAAGAUGUUCCUCUCGUGUCCUUUUUUCAAAACAGGGUUGGUAGUUUGCAUCCAUUCAAUCAAUCGUCGUUCUCAAAGGCAUCGCAUCCUAAGAAAGAAAUCGAAACCACUUGCGUUAAUACCAUAGUGAAAGAACAGGGCUCUCAUCAAAAAUCUUCCUUUCUUCCUCCUGCUUCUUCUCAGUCAGUCCCUGAUUCGUUCUCGGAAGAAGAUGCAGCCCAAAAAUCAAAGUCGAAAGACUUGGUACUUCCUAAGCCAAAACCAAAGCCAAACCAUAGAGUCAAGGAGAUUUCUCAUCCUUCACCGAGUGCGAAUGAAGAUAAAGAUGUGAAAGACUCUCAGGCAGAAUCGAACACAAACAAUCCUUUCCAAACUCCCGAAAAGCCAUCAAGAAAAGGCUCUACACCUUCUAAGCGACCAAAUUCUUUUUCUACUUCCACGAAAAAAAGGAAUUUUGUUUCCCUCUUAUCCAUGGUUUCUCCCCGUCCUUCAUUUGUAUACAAGGAUUCUCAAAAUUUCGUCGCCAAACCCGUUUCUACAUCCCAAAUAUCUGCUCCUUUUGCCAAGCAUCAUUCCAAGGAGAAUUGUGGAAAGGCAUUUUGUUUUGGAUGCCUAUCCAGAAAUAGGGACCAAGGAAAGGUAUAA
Molecule: messenger RNA, 1077 nt
Organism: Schizosaccharomyces osmophilus
Lineage: Eukaryota; Fungi; Ascomycota; Schizosaccharomycetes; Schizosaccharomycetales; Schizosaccharomycetaceae
Gene: scm3
Product: CENP-A histone chaperone Scm3
Exons: 1
Coding region: 1-1077 (358 amino acids)
Cellular component (GO): nucleus
Molecular function (GO): histone binding; protein heterodimerization activity
Source: RefSeq, a predicted model, not a curated record